Messenger RNA from Aureobasidium pullulans EXF-150, 2028 nucleotides. Its product is annotated as sodium symporter family protein. Bases 1 to 2028 code for a protein of 675 amino acids. The transcript is spliced from 7 exons. The record is from RefSeq and is a predicted model, not a curated record. Gene Ontology annotation, molecular function: urea transmembrane transporter activity; spermidine transmembrane transporter activity; putrescine transmembrane transporter activity. Gene Ontology annotation, biological process: putrescine transport; urea transmembrane transport; spermidine transport. Lineage: Eukaryota; Fungi; Ascomycota; Dothideomycetes; Dothideales; Saccotheciaceae. Gene Ontology annotation, cellular component: plasma membrane.
AUGGCAGUACACGCCCUGGGGUUAUUGCAUCACUCUUGUUUUAUUGACUAUGCGUUUCUCGUGCAGGGUGCUGGCUAUGGCGUUGUCAUUGGUCUCGGAGCAUUGUUUGCUUUGGCCAUGAUUGCGGUGACAGCGAUCAUGAAGCAACGCGGAAACGUGGAGAACGCUGAAGAGUUUACGGUUGCUAAGCGAUCCCUUGGAACUGGUCUGACCGCAGCUGGAGUGACCUCCUCCUGGACCUGGAGUACGACACUGCUCUCAUCGGUAACGGUUGCCUAUGAAUAUGGCAUCGCUGGCUCGUUUUUCUAUGCCGCAUGCAACAGUACUCAAAUCAUGAUCUUCAGCAAUCUUGCUAUUGAAUCCAAACGUAAAGCACCGAAUGCUCGAACUUUCCUCGAGAUCAUCCGUGUUCGAUAUGGUACCAUUGCACAUCUUUCGUUUAUGUUCUUCAGCUUGGCUUCGAACAUUCUGGUUGUCUCGUCAAUCUUGAUCGGUGGUGCAGCUGCAAUCAACUCGUUGACCGGUAUGAGUGUCUAUGCUAGCCUAUGGCUACUUCCGAUGAGCGUCACUGCCUAUACUCUACGCGGCGGUCUUCGCGCCACCAUCUUGACUGACUACGUACACACCGCCAUCAUCUUGAUCAUCAUCUUCGUCUUCUGGUUCAAGGUCUAUGCUACAGGCGAUCAAAUCGGCUCACCAGCGAAGAUGUGGGAGUUGCUACAUGAAGCUGCAGCACGUAAUGACUACUCUGCACCCACAAAGGAUGGCAGCUACCUAACCGUCCGCUCUCUGGGUGCUUUAAAAUUUGCCAUCCUCAGUAUUCUCGAGUAUACUGGUGUUGUGUUUCUCGACAACUCUUUCCAUCAGAAAGGCAUAGCCGCAGAUCCCGCGUCUGCUGUGCCUGGAUACGUACUAGGAGGUUUGUCGUGGUACGCAAUGCCUUUCACACUUGCCACAACAAUGGGUAUUGCUGCAGUGGCUUUGGAGAACACGCCCGCCUUUCCGACUUUUCCGAAUAGGAUGAGUGCUGCUGAAGUCAGCGCUGGAUUAACAUUACCAUAUGCAGCUCAGACGAUUGCAGGUAAAGGUGGAGCGGGUGCAGUACUUGUGCUCAUGUUCAUGAGUUGCACCAGCGCAAUUUCGAGUCAGUUGAUCGGUGUCUCUACUGUGCUUUCUUAUGAUGUCUACAAGACUUAUAUCAAACCUAAAGCAACAGAUGCACAGAUUCUCCAAGCUGGACAUUAUUGUGUCGUCGGCUUCGCCAUCUUCAUGGCUGCGUUUGGCAGUAUGCUUCACGGAGUCAAGAUUGAUCUAGGCUUCAUUUACAACAUGACUGGUAUAUUCACCGGCUCUGCCUUGCCCGCAUUGAUCGCCACUUUCUUCUCCACCAGACAAGGUGCCUUGGCAGCCACCGCAUCUAUCUGGACUGGUUUUUUCUCUGCAGUCAUAACUUGGCUGACUCUUGCAAAACGCUUCUCUGGCACCUUGACCAUCGCCUCAGUGGGCCAAACAGACCCUUGCCUUUAUGGUUGUAUCGCUGGUAUCGGUGCCGCAGCCGUCGUCACAUUCGUCAUCUCAAUCUUCCACGAUGCAAAGUAUACAUGGGAUACCCUCGGCGCCAUCCGCCUCACAGACGAAACAGGCAAAGACAAAGACGUCGCUUACGCCGAUCCCUCAUAUAACCCGGAGCGCUUGAGAAAAGCAGCGCACAUUGCUAGAGGCAUAACUAUAUUCCUCUUCCUCGCUUUGUUCAUAAUAUGGCCCUUGAGUUUAUACGGCACAGCAUACCAAUUCUCCAAAUCAUUCUUUACAGGCUGGGUUGUGGUGAGUUUGCUUUGGGCCAUCUUUUCAUUCGCAAGUGUGACUGUUUAUCCCAUCAUUGAAGAACGCAGACGUCUUUUAUCUUGGGUAAAGGAUUUGGCCAAAUUUUCAAAAAGACAAGACAAGGAGGGCUCUGCAGCGGGGAAAGAAGAACAUGAAGUACAUGAUCAUGAGAAAGAUGCGCGUGUGUUCGCAUCCGAGAAAUAA